UUCAAUCCCCCCUCUCUCUCCUCGAUUUUCUCUCUCCACACCAUCGUACGCCUUCUUCGCCACUACGGCCUCUCUCUCUCUCUCUCUCCAGCCCACACAUACAAUGGGGGGAGAGACAUAAAAACAAAAAGGUGGUAGACAGAUGCAUGAGCCACAAUUAACAAAAUAAACAAUAUUGAGACCAUACUCGCCACCACCUUCUUCUUCCUCUUCCGUAAAAGUCUAAUCUUCUCGUGGGUUUUCUCUUCUGGGUUCUGCGCUUUCUCAGCAAUUAAUCAUCAGCUCAUCUGACACUUUCUCUUCAGCUACUCCACCUCCUGUGUCCAAGGAAAAGAUCAGUAUGAUAGGAAGGCUUUUGAGUUAAACAUUGUGCUCUAAUGACUUGUUAAGAUAUUGGAAAUAACCAUGGUAAGCUUGAGAAGGCGCAGACUUUUGGGACUAUGCUCAGGGAACAGCUCCUUUGUCACUCCGCUUCCUCUGUAUUGUGAGAAUUUAACUGCUUAUGAACAAUCAAUUCAGCGUGCCAAACUUAAGAAUUCAAAUCCUAUGAUCUCAGAUGACAAAAGCAUCCUGGACAGUAAUACCGUUGUGAAAGAAGAACCUGGAUCAUCGAAUGCAUCGGGCUCUAGCUCAUCAAAGGAGCAGCCCAGUGAACAGGUUUCAGGGCCUCCUAUCAAGCGCAGAAAGCGGCACAGGAGAAAGAAUUCACAUAAUCAAGAAGCAUGUCCCAUGAGAGGCGUCUAUUUCAAAAACAUGAAAUGGCAAGCAGCUAUAAAGGUGGAUAAGAAACAGAUCCACCUGGGGACUGUUAGUUCCCAGGAAGAGGCUGCUCACUUGUAUGACAGGGCUGCUUUCAUGUGCGGGAGGGAGCCGAACUUUGAGCUUCCAGAAGAAGAGAAGCGAGAACUGCGUGAAUUUAAAUGGGAAGAAUUUCUUGCCAUGACGAGGCAGGCAAUAACCUGUAAAAAACACAAGAGAAGAGUUGGCCCUGGCUCACGCAGGUCGGAGCUGCCACCGGUGCAGAAAUAUGAAUGGGACAGUAAGCAAGGAGCAAGUGGAUCCUCUGCUUGUGAAGAUGCAGAGCAGGAAGUAUCAGUCUCUUGAAAAUUAAGACUGAGCAAAGAUGAAGCCCUAGUUCUAACAGUUCCAUUUUAGUAGCUAGUUUCCAUUUUCAUAUAUAGAAAAACAUUAUGUUAUAUUAGGCCAGAUUUUGAUAGAAUUCAUUGUCCCUAAGAUAGUAGAUUACUAUAGCUCAACUUAAUAAAAGGGUAACAAGGAAGCACAAAAUAUUAUUAACAAAUACAUGACAUGUGGACAUAUUUGAUGCUACUGAAGCGUCUUGUUGUGUUGUAUCUAAUUCAGGUGAUAACUACGAUAUGGUUCCAUUUUUUUAA
This is a messenger RNA of Prosopis cineraria, 1394 nucleotides long. Its product is annotated as ethylene-responsive transcription factor-like protein At4g13040. Gene Ontology annotation, molecular function: DNA binding; DNA-binding transcription factor activity. The transcript has 7 exons. The record is from RefSeq and is a predicted model, not a curated record. Bases 406 to 1104 code for a protein of 232 amino acids. Lineage: Eukaryota; Viridiplantae; Streptophyta; Magnoliopsida; Fabales; Fabaceae. Gene Ontology annotation, biological process: regulation of DNA-templated transcription.